CUUUGCCAAGAUCGGAAAUAGAUCAUUAACUACAAUAAUCUCCUGGUCUUAUUAAGUACAUACUUGCCUCCAGUUAAUAGCAAUCUUAAUUGUAGCCCGGGAUUGUCUUUAUGCGCUACAGAUCAAACCAAACUGUGAACUAUGAGCGAGCAUAAUGUUACCAGCGAAGAGGAGGCGGUUAACAGCACUGUAGUCUCCAGAUCUUCUGUUCCUGAACUACAGCGAGGCAUGUCUGACACUUCCGCAGUCUGCGAGACUGAAGCUGAUGAUUUCUUUGUGCGGGAACCGCAGCUAGACGAAGAUCUUGUUAAGGCACAACACAAUUGUCCGUUGAAUGCACUUAAUCAUGGUCUACGUCCUGGUGUAGCUGUUAACUCAGUUGAUGGUAAAUUCAUAAGUAAGAAAUAUGGUACUAAUGAAGAUCAAACUGGAUUUCUAGAUUCAGCUGAAGCUUAUCAAACGAUUGAGAGAAAGCCUUCAUUGGACAUCAGUGAAAGUCGUUCCAACAGACAAACCCACAUCAACACAGACAAAAUGGAAGAGGAAAUCAGUCCAGUUUCUGACAAUGCAGCAAUUGACAGUGAUGAGCCGUCCGACCAAACUGCUAGUAGAAGGAGAAUGUUGACUGCAUGUGGUUGUUUUAAGAAGAUAAUAUUUCCUGUAGUUGGAAUGAUUUUGUACAGUUGGGACAUUUUCACUGAUAUGAAGAUGGCAAUAAGUUACAAAGAAAGCGGUGACUUGGACUUGUUUCUUUACACGGUAUUGGCCCUUCUUUGUCCUGCAUUAUUUAUUAUGAUAAUGGACAUCGGCUGGCUGCUCAUAGAUUACCGUUAUUCCAAGAAGGCAAGACAAACAGGUACAUGUACCUCUAACGUACAAGUUGAUCUAAAAACAAGGAAAAGACCCAUAGCCAGUAACGCAAAUUGUCUGAUUGUUGAUCAACUAACGGAUGCCAGUGAUCAUGUAUUUAGUACAUCACAUGAAAAUGGUCGCUUGGACGUAACAACAACUACACCAACUGACGGCCCGUCACUUCUUAGACAUGAGUCUUAUCAACCGACUCAUAGUGGUGAUGCUACUGUAAAGGAUGAUCUGUUUGAAAACGAAACUAGCGAAGGGACGAACAUAAUUCGGCAUGUCAUAUGGCAGAGAAUUCCGAAAGGUUUUAAGGUGGUUUUUAGGAUCGUAUUUACAGUGAUAACGUUAGGUGCAGGAGGCAUGCUUUGUAGAACACUUCAGUACACCUACUACUUUGUUAAGUCAGUGCUAAGUAAAAGUCCUGCCCAUCAUACAUUUUACAAGAAGAGAGCUCGGCACUUACAAAGAGAUUGCUUUAUGAUGAGUUUUACUGAGGCGUUCCUCGAAUCAGCACCCCAAUUGGCAUUGCAACUCUACAUUACGUAUGCCUUGGACAGGAAUUUCACACCUUUAAGAGUUCAAAAUCUUGUGACAUCUGCGUUGAGCAUUACCUGGAACUACUCUGCAUACUAUCGAAGCAAUCGGGCGAACAUAAACAACACGGAGGAUGUUAAACUGAUACCUUUCUUGAUCUACCUAGUUUCCGUCGCCUGCUGUAUUGUACCACGGUUUAUCAGCUUUGUAUUAUUUGCUGUUUAUUUUGAAACAGCUGGGCAAGUAACUGUAUUAGGAAUAUUUGGCAUCCAUGUUUUUGUUGGCUUUUUAGUGAUUGCUGCUAAAGUGAAACCCAAGCUUAACGGUACGGUUGAAUAUCUCGUGUUCCGAUGGUUGUAUUACGCGUUCUUUGCCUACGUGAAGUUCUUUCUUUUUGUGAACUUGGAACACCAUCAGCUGUCUCAGAGUAAUGGUAAAGUUACAACAAUCAGACGAAACUGGUUUGAAGAAAAGAAGACGAAGACAAGAAUGUUACUGCUCUACGCUGUAAUCCAUUUAGAGAAUUUGAUUCUGGCUACAAUACUUAUAUCCUUUAGACUCGAUUUGAUGGCUGAUGGUUUUUUCGUUUUCAUUGUUGUUCUGAUAGGGGCAUUUGGUCAACUAAUUUGUUUGUCGUCAUAUUAUUACUGCUUUCAUAGAAAUAGACCUGGCAAAUGUGUUGGUUGUUUGAAAAGUAGUUAUUGCCCAUGCCCCUGUUUAAACAAUCUGUUUUAAAGAGUAAAUGAAGACAGUUGUUAUAGUAUGUUUAGAUCAUUGUGAUUUAAUGUCUAUUAUUACAGUUUAUGAUUUAAUAUUAGAUCUGAGUUUUAAGAUUUUUUUUGUCAAGUAUGAUAUUGUUUAUGGAAUCCGAACAAUCGGUUAAUCAAAAGUAAGAUUUUGUUUUGUUUUGAAUUAAAGUGCAGUCCUGCCCAAUCCUA
This is a messenger RNA of Mya arenaria, 2330 nucleotides long. RefSeq lists its product as uncharacterized. NCBI's taxonomy places the organism in Eukaryota, Metazoa, Mollusca, Bivalvia, Myida, Myidae. The transcript is spliced from 5 exons. Gene Ontology annotation, cellular component: membrane. Bases 142 to 2127 code for a protein of 661 amino acids. The record is from RefSeq and is a predicted model, not a curated record.